Pelobates cultripes (western spadefoot toad) is the source of this 8508-nucleotide messenger RNA. Lineage: Eukaryota; Metazoa; Chordata; Amphibia; Anura; Pelobatidae. The record is from the annotation of a GenBank genome assembly.
CAGGUUGUCUCUCUCUCACACUCAGUCAGGCUGUCUCUCUCACACUCAGGCUGUCUCUCACACUCAGGCUGUCUCUCUCACGCUCACUCAGGCUGUCUCUCACACUCAGGCUGUCUCUCUCUCACACUCAGUCAGGCUGUCUCUCUCACACUCAGGCUGUCUCUCACACUCAGGCUGUCUCUCUCACACUCACACAGGCUGUCUCUCACACUCAGGCUGUCUCUCUCAGGCUGUCUCUCUCACACUCAGGCUGUCUCUCACACUCAGGCUGGCUGUCUCACACACUCAGGCUGUCUCUCACACUCAGGCUGUCUCUCACACUCAGGCUGUCUCACACACUCAGGCUGGCUGUCACACGCACACACUGUGGCACGGUGUCACACUGUUUCCUAGGGGUUGCCCACCGCCUGGAAAGGCUCUCUAUAGAAAGUGAGAACCCGGCUCGCUCCCACCUUAAAACCCCAGCUCUCCCUGUGACGUCACAUCGGAAAUUUACCAAAGUCAGCGCGAGCCAACGGCGCGGCUCGAGCGAGGCAGGGAGCGCGCUGAUUGGCCCGGGCCGCGCUGACGUAGGCUGACGUUGACCGCUUACUACAGUAGGCUAGCGCUGGAAUAGAAGCCACAUAAACAAAGGCACAUUGCGAGCACGGGCUCAGAGCGCACAGAGCACACACAGCCAGCGCUGCGACCACACAGCCAAGCCUUCCCCGGAGCGGGUAAGGGGGGGAACACUGACAGACACAGCAAGGUAAGCAGGGACAGCACUGCACAUCUAUACACACACAUCUAUACACAUAUAUACAUAUAUAUAUAGAUAUUAAUAUAACUGGGACAUCUCACUUAUAUAUAUAGAAUUUAUUAUUUUCUAAAACAGAGAUUGUAAUAAAUAUAUAUACACACACACACAUAUACACACACACACACAAACAUAUUAUUAUAACUGGGACAUCUCUCUCAUUUUCAAAUAUAUAUAUAUAUAUAUAUAAUUUAUUAUUUUCUAAAAGAGAUAUUUUAAUUAAAAAAAAAUACACACACACACACACACACACACAUAUAAAUAAAUACAUACAUACUUGUACAUACUGAUCCAAAGUGAUCACAGAAAAGGCCUUUCUGGAUUCUCCUUAUUCCUGCUGGAUAUAAGUUGGUUGCUGUAUAUCUAUCAUGUUUAAUUAUAGAUCGUUUAUCUAUGUGUCAAUUGCUGGGAGAAACAAGCAUGCUGUUACUUAGACAUCUUCCAUCUGCUCAGUGCUAGUCUUAGAGUGUGUGCACACUUCCAUGUGGAUCUAGGUAUAUACAGUAUACAUAGUAUUUAUUGCACGGGGUAUGUAAGGCUGGGUGUGAUGAUCCAGCCAAGGAUCCUGGAUGCCCAUGUACAAGGAGUAGAGCUGAUUGCCUGUAGUAUACUUGUUACCCUGCUGGAACUGGGGGAGGUGGUAUUCUGGUCUCCUAGUUACUGUGCUGGGGCCAUCAGCUGAAAAGAGGUGAUGUAAACUAAUUAAUAUGGAAGUGAUCUGGCUGCCUUGAUAUUGUGUACUACACUAAUAAGCAAUAUUGCUGGAGGUUUGCGGUUCAUUCUGUGUACAGGGGUGAGAGAGGCUGAGAUUUUGCAUCGCUGAUUAGAGAUACACUGUUAGCGCACAGUUCCCAGAACUUGCUACAUUACAUAUUUGGAUACAAUGUAAUACUUGUUCAACAAGUUUUUUUCUUUACUUGGGAGCUAAUGGGUCCUCGAUCUGUCCUUAUACAAUCAGGAGUGCAUUAUCUUUAGAAGUCAUUAAUGUGCUUUUCCUCCUCUAUUUAUUUUAUUCUGUAAGAAAGCAGUCGAAGUGCUUCAGAUUUUGGCCAGAUUCUAAACUGAAGUCUAUUGAACCGGUGUUUAUAUUUUAAUACACAUUUUGGUGUUGAAAUAAUAACUAUAUACUUGUUGUGACGUUUGCUAGGCCUUCUUAGACAAACUCAUUCUUCAUUUUUGUACCAUGUCCAAAUCUGGAAGGUUUUGCUAGUUAUGCACUAAUUGUUUUUUUGGCUACCUUUAAAUAAAGUCUACACACUUGGUCAGCGAUCCACCAGUUUAGUAAAUACCAGUGAUGUUUAACGGCUGAGAUUAUAUAUCUGUAAUAACGCCUGUUGUGAGAAUAUUCUCAAUUUCCACUCUUGUUGAAAAGAUCUGAUUUUAUAUUUUUUUUGAGGUGACAUUGAGCUAUGUAAUUUGAAAAGGCCUAUAUGUGACCAGACACACACUGCAUAUUUUUGUGUCAUCCUUGUCAACAAUACAGAUUAUGCCUGGAUACUCUAAUUUAAUGCACCAUAUAUUUGUUUUUCAGAAACCCUUCCUGAAACGUGGGUUCUAAUGUGAACAGUUUUUUUAAAUCUUGGAAAGUUUGCUUCAAUAAUAAAACAACACUGUCCUCUUUUAAUUCAAACGAAGACUCCAGCAGCCCGGCUGAAGGUUUGUUUUAUCAAAUACCAUUAUUAGAAUUAUUGUUAUCAUCGCUAUUUUAGAGGGGAAAGGUUGGGCUGUUAUAAUUAACUAUAUCAUAUUGGCAUCUGUAGAGAUCUAUAUUAUAUCAGUUUGCUAUAUAUUGUUUAUGAAAUACAAUACAAAUAAAUGGGGUCUUAAGUUACAAAGCAUGCAAUAUUUUGUAUUUAUUUUUUAAAUAAUCCCAAAUUUGCCCCAAAAUUUAAAGAGGCUUGGCUUCACCCACUGAGGUUGUAUUAGAUUGGAGUGUGAGUGGGUGCAAUUUUUAAAGAAAAAAAAAAACCUUCUUGCACUUCUUGAAUUUUUUUUUAUUUUUAUUUUUAAUUUUAAUUUUUUUGUAACUGUGAUAAAUGAAACAAUGAUCUGUACACUGAUACAAAGCAAAGAGAAAGUGUAACAGUAUGGGUAUCCAUUAAAUUGUUUCAUUUACAGCCAUGCCCUGUGUUCAGGCUCAGUAUGGGUCAUCGCCUCAAGGAGCCAGCCCAGCUUCACAGAGCUACAGUUAUCACUCUACUGGAGAAUACAGCUCCGAUUUCUUAACGCCAGAGUUUGUCAAGUUUAGCAUGGACCUGACCAACACUGAAAUCACUGCCACCACUUCUCUUCCCAGUUUUAGUACCUUUAUGGACAACUUCAGUACAAGCUACGACGUCAAGCCUCCUUGCUUGUAUCAAAUGCCCAUCUCUGGUCAACAGGCUUCUAUAAAAGUUGAAGACAUACAAAUGCACAGCUACCAACAGCACAGCCACCUACCCCCUCAAGGAGAGGAGAUGAUGCCACCACACUCAGGCUCUGUCUACUACAAACCAUCUUCUUCCCCAACCACCAGCACUACAGGUUUCCCUGUCCAGCACAGUUCCAUGUGGGAUGACCCUGGUUCCCUUCACAGCUUCCAUCAAAAUUAUGUGGCCACCACCCACAUGAUUGAUCAGAGGAAAGGUCCAGUGUCCAGACUUUCACUUUUCUCCUUCAAGCAGUCUCCACCUGGGACACCUGUAUCUAGUUGCCAAAUGAGGUUUGAUGGCCACCAUGUUUCCAUGAACCCUGAGCCUUCAGGAGCCCACCAUGUGGUAGAUGGACAGACCUUUGCCGUCCCUAACCCUAUCAGAAAGCAGGCAUCUAUGGGCUUUCCUGGACUUCAGCUUGGUCACCAUGCAUCUCAACUCAUAGACAGUCAGGUUCCUUCACCACCAUCCAGAGGGUCUCCAUCCAAUGAAGGGCUAUGUGCAGUUUGUGGGGACAACGCUGCUUGUCAACAUUAUGGAGUUCGCACCUGUGAGGGGUGCAAAGGGUUCUUCAAGGUGAGUAGGAGACCCAGCAAAUUGUGAUAUAUAUUUUUUGUUGUGCUGUAGAAUAGAACACAGUGUAUCUCUUACCGCCCCUGACAGAUUCCUGCGAUGUAUGUGUAAAUCUAAAAGAACAGGGCACUUGGUUGUUAAAACUUCUUUAUUCUAUGGACGACAGGCCCAGAAAUAAAAAGAACAAUGAAUCAGAUGAAUUUUAGGUCUCCUAGCAUCAAGCCAGGUUCUCCCCAACCACCCCCUUCUUCCUUAGCUGGGAACUUGUGUCUGGCUGAACAUUGUCUUAUUUGCAUGUGCUAUAAGCAGCCUUCUCCUUUAGAUUUAAAUUGGUUAGGACAGAGAACCGUGUCUCAGCUAACCAAGUGGAACGGAAUUCCCUAUGGUAAAAUUAAGUGAUCGCUUUAUUUCGCCAUCCUGAUUGAAUAAUCUUAUCAUUUGAAAUAGAGAAGUCUCCAAGGGAUGUAAAUAAUAUGAAUGCCCACGGAUUUCUAUUUACUGAACAUCCAGUACUUCUCUUGGCAUAUAAAACACAAAACUAGGAGCCUGCAAGGACAGCUCAAAUGCUAACCCUAUCAGUUUCUCCCUGUUAAAUGCCUGGAUCACAAUGAGGGGCCAUCAACCCAGACACCCCAUCCCCAGCAAGGACAAUGCUUGCACUAAGGACAAUGGACAAAUCAAUCUCUAAUUUUCUUAAUCCUCUCCCUCUUCUCUUACAGCGCACAGUGCAGAAAAAUGCCAAAUAUGUUUGUUUAGCAAAUAAAAACUGUCCUGUUGACAAACGGCGCAGAAAUCGGUGUCAGUAUUGUCGCUUUCAAAAAUGCCUUGCCGUCGGCAUGGUCAAAGAAGGUACAUCUUAUUAUCGCUAUUAUAGUACAUAGCAAUAUAUAUAUCGCUUGUCUUGACCUGCAGAUACCCCGAUUUACAUAUACAGGUUCUGGUGUAUGCAUUAAUAUAGAAUUUACAUCAAUUUUACACUUAUACAUUUUCCAAUAUUUGUAUCACAAUAUGUGUAUUUUACAUGUGUACUUAUAGAAGUUUGAUUAGUGAAUGUAAACACAGCAUCACACACAUACAUAAAAUAUAUAAAAUGUGAUACUUCUAAAAAUACAUUAUUGCUGUUGCAUAGGGCGAUUUUAAUUUUUUUAUUGUUUUUUUCCCCCUUCUAAAACGUGCCUUUCGUAUGCAAUGGAAGAGUCACAAACAGUAUAUAUAUACACACACACAUGCUGUAAAACUUUUGAAGCUAGAGUUCUGAGUUUGAAACCAGUAACAUUCUCCCGAUGUAUGUGUGCUAUGAUGCUAUGAAUUAAGCGAGCAGUUUUUAGAAUGUAUACAAUGUAUACACAGAUAAUGGGAUGGGUUAGGACUCCCUGCUGUAAGAGCAGAGCAGAUGCACAGCAAGUCUUCCAUCAGGCACCAGCCAUUCUCAAUCCAUGAAUUUAUUAAUCUGAGCUGUAUUCUAUUUAUUUAUUUUUCUAGCCUGUGUCAGUUUUUGUGUCGGAUUUGUAGUAAUAGGUUAAUAGGUGACCCCCACCAAAUACACACACACUCACACUGUGUCAAUGACCCCAUGCCAGAGAAUGCACUGGGGCUGCAGUUUUAAUGUGCCUUGUGUCUUAGUGGAAAUAUCCACCCCCCCAUGCUGGAGUCAAGGGUGCCUUUGUGAUGAGGGUGAAUGCAAUGCGGGGCAGGAAUGUGUGUGGGAGCUGGAAUAAACAUCUUGAUCUUUCUUGUCUUGCAGUGGUUCGGACAGACAGCUUAAAAGGACGGAGGGGUCGCUUGCCUUCCAAACCCAAGAGCCCCCAGGAGCCAUCACCCCCUAGCCCCCCGGUGAGUCUGAUCAGUGCCCUAGUGAGAGCCCACGUCGACUCCAAUCCGGCAAUGAGCAGCCUGGACUAUUCCAGGGUAAGUGGGAGUCUGAGCCGAGAAGGAUCCUAGCAUCCUCAGCCAGCACUGAGAACAGCACUGGUGGACAUGUCUACCCCCCAUGACUCCUUUCACCUCCAAUAAGCCAGUGAUUGCCUGCUCUCAUUCAAAGUGACUUCUUUGCUGGGUAACAUUGAGCUGCCUAGAACACUAAGUAUCAAUCUAAUUCCACCUGACACCUUCCUGGGAUUGUCACAGAGCCCCACUUACCUCUCCUUACCACACACUCACACAGCAAGAGAAUAUUUUCAUUUUUAUAAAUGAAUUUAAACCACAUUGAUGAUAGCUAUGCCUUAUAUCCAGCCACAUACAGAUCAUUUUAAACUCUACUUUUUAUCCAGCAGAUCAUAUUUACAAAUAGAAUCAUAAUAAAAAAACAAACAAAUAACAAUGAUAAAGUAACAUUGUAUCCGUUCAAAUUCACAACAAAGAGGCAUUUCUAAUUGUAAUUACUGUGCACAAUACACUUAUUAAUAGUUAGAAAGGGGAAGAAGCUCUCACACUGUAAAAGAGAAUGGCAAUUUCAUGGGCUGUAUAAUUUAGAAAAUCUCAUUAAAUGUAUAUAUUUUUUUUCUUAAUGUUUUCCAGUUUCAAGCUAACCCAGAGUUUCAGAUGACUGGAGAUGAUACCCAACACAUACAGCAAUUUUAUGAUCUUCUCACCGGCUCUAUGGAAAUUAUAAGAGGUUGGGCAGAGAAGAUUCCAGGCUUUUCUGAUUUACACAAACAGGACCAGGACCUGCUCUUUGAAUCUGCCUUUCUAGAACUUUUCGUGUUGCGGUUGGCAUACAGGUAAUUACCAAAUUAGGUUUUAAUUGUUUUAUAACCAACCCUUUUUUUCCCAAGGUCAAUUGAUUUGCAUUUUAUUGGGUCUUCAGUAAUUAGGAGUCGUUUAAAUGUCUAUUUAUUAUUCUGGUGCUAAUUAGGUUUUUUCCCCCCUCUAAUUAAUUUCAGAUCUAACCCAGCUGAGGGCAAACUCAUUUUCUGCAAUGGGGUGGUCCUAAACAGAUUACAAUGUGUUCGUGGGUUUGGAGAAUGGAUAGAUGCUAUUGUGGACUUUUCUUCCAAUCUGCAGAGUUUGAGCAUAGAUAUCUCUGCAUUCUCCUGCAUUGCUGCACUGGCUAUGGUCACAGGUGAGAAAUGCAUUUAAACAGCCCAUGUAUUAUUACAGUGUAAUGCUAUGAUGUCUCCAGUUGAUAAUAAUCAUUGUCUUUCCUUUUUGGUAAUUUUAUUUUUUUCCAUUUUUUUUUUUUUUUUAAACAGAGAGACAUGGCUUAAAAGAACCAAAAAGAGUGGAGGAACUGCAAAACAAGAUUGUAAAUUGCCUCAAAGAUCACGUGACUUUUAACAAUGGGGGUUUAAAUCGCCCCAACUACCUAUCCAAACUUCUUGGCAAACUUCCUGAACUUCGUACCCUUUGUACACAGGGCUUACAGCGUAUAUUCUACCUGAAAUUGGAAGACCUGGUACCACCCCCAGCUAUCAUUGAUAAACUCUUCCUGGACACAUUGCCCUUUUAAGACUAUAUUUUCAGUGAGUGCCAAACAACUUAUCCUGGCUAGGGGACUUAUAUGUGAAGCAGGUUUGGGUGCCAAACUGCCAGCAUAGACUGUGGUUAUCCAUACCAAGGGUAGACCAGAGAGCUUGCACUCCUUAACCAAUGCCUGGAUUCAAAGAAUGGGAUUCUUCUAACACACUGCUAUGGACUCUAGACUGUAGGUUGGCAAAAUUGCUAUAAUACUACCGUUAUUUGAAAAAAUAUGAUAUCAAUACAGCAGAGAAUGAACCAAGUCAUAGAGAAAAAUAAAAAAGGAGAUUUAGCGGCCGAGCCCUUUAAGAGACUGAAGUUUUCUGUUGCAAAAAGAAAGCUGUAAUAUAUUGUUGGGGGAGGGGUGGGGUGGGGAAGACACAAAAUAAAUAAAUACAUACAUGUUCAGUGGGAUGGCAUGAUGAGGGAAGAUGACUUGUACAUGUAUAAGAUACAGUUUAGCUAUUUUUAAUUAUUUUGUGCCUAUUUAUGAAUAAAUAUUAAACCGAUUCCACAAGCUGUGUUUGCAUUAAAAAAAAUUAAAUAAAAUUAUGAAAUAACAAAAUAAAUAAAAAAAAAAAGUCAUAAUGCAUAUAGAAACGGAGCAUGUUUAUACAGUGCUAGACGGGGGAAAUAAUAAAAUAAUAAUAAAAAAAAUAUAUAUAGGCAUUUGCUAUUUCAGUAAUGUCUAUAUUCUAUAAAUAGUAUUCAGACACUAUGUAGUCUGCUAGAUUUUAUAAAGAUUGGUAGUUAUACGAGAUUAACUCUUUCUCACCUGUACCAUAGAUGGGCACAAGUACUAAUUAUUGAAUUAAUCAAAUGACAGAGGACAAAUUGUGUUUGUAACACCGUCCAACAUUCCUUGUUUGUACGUGUUGUAUGUACUGUUGAUGUUGAUAAACAGAAGGUUUAUAUCUUAAUUAUUUUGUUGUCUAUGGCUAUAAAUUAAAUUUGCAUGCUCCGGCUUCUACAGGUUUCCAUAUUGAGAAUGCAUACUCCACUGGAAGUUUUAAGCACUUUGAAUUUUUUCAUUUUUUUUUUUUUAAAAAAAUCUAAAAGAAGUCAGCUAAUAUAUUCUUUCAUGUUUAAGUAAAAUUUGUAAUAUUGCCAUUUUAGUAUGUUUGUGUAUUUCAACACAUUGCAAGUCAAUGCCUUUUAACUCUAUAGUGUAUGACACGUAGAGACUAAUUUCUUUUUCGUUUUCUUUCAUCUCUAAUCGUUUUUUUAUUUUCUUCAAAAGAAAGAACAUUUCAAUGUUUACAACAAUAAAAC